AUGUCUGACCGACUCUACACAUUCUCCCCGGAUACUAAGGAGAAGCUGCGCAAGUUUCGUCUUACUACCUCGCGCGCGAAAGAUCCUCAAGCUAUAAUCUAUAUUAUCGAUGCAAAGACCACAGAGAUCAGGCCUGAGGAUGGAGAAGUCUACACCAGGAUGGAAGAUGUUGCCGAUGAGCUGCCCGAGUCCUCUCCCCGCUUCAUUCUUCUCAGCCACCCGCUGACAUUGAAAGACGGCCGCCUCUCUGUUCCAUACGUUCUCCUCUAUUGGCUUCCCGAGAACUGCAACCCAAACCAACGAAUGAUGUACGCCGGCGCCGUGGAAGUGAUGCGUAAUACCGCCGAGGUGAACCGCGUGGUGGAGGUCGAGAGUGACGAGGACAUUACCUCGAUCGCGACACGGUUGGCAAACUCCGAGUAA
Penicillium taxi is the source of this 423-nucleotide messenger RNA. RefSeq names its product GMF family protein. Gene Ontology annotation, biological process: negative regulation of Arp2/3 complex-mediated actin nucleation; actin filament debranching. Bases 1 to 423 code for a protein of 140 amino acids. The transcript is spliced from 4 exons. The record is from RefSeq and is a predicted model, not a curated record. Lineage: Eukaryota; Fungi; Ascomycota; Eurotiomycetes; Eurotiales; Aspergillaceae. Gene Ontology annotation, molecular function: actin binding; Arp2/3 complex binding. Gene Ontology annotation, cellular component: actin cortical patch.